Molecule: messenger RNA, 2747 nt
Organism: Acanthochromis polyacanthus (spiny chromis)
Lineage: Eukaryota; Metazoa; Chordata; Actinopteri; Pomacentridae
Exons: 2
Coding region: 256-2544 (762 amino acids)
Source: RefSeq, a predicted model, not a curated record
GAGAUUUAUAUUGUACAACCUACAUAUUAUGUUAGCAUUAGCUUUGCUGUUUAUAGUGGAAGAAGACCUAUAUUGAAUAGGUCUUCUUCCAUUUUCUUACUGAAGUAGAAUAUAACUAGAAUUGCAACAAAUCUACUAAAGUAAAAGUGCUUUGUUAGUAUAAAUUACAAUAUUUUAUAAUAUUAACUUAUGUAAAGAAUUGUUAUCUAUGACAAGUAGUAAAGCCUUUUUUUUUUUUUUUUUACAUUUUAACAGAUGCCUCUAUCCAACAAAGAACGAUUUGCACGUUACUAUGCAAAGAUCAAUGCAGAUCCUGCUGCUAGAGAGAAAAUGCUGGAGAACAGAAGGCAAAGGUAUCAACAGAUGAAACAAGCUGGACACAAUAAUUACAUUCCAAUCUCACAACUGCCUGCAUCAAAAGCUCAAGACAAAAGGACACAAUGGGCACACAAUCAAAGACAACACAGGAAACGUUUAAAACAGGAAGAAGCUGUUUGCAAUCUCACUUUACAGUCAGUGGAUUCAAUAGAAGAUCUCCCCUGCCUUGACCAACCAGAACAAUCUCAAAUGUCCUUUCAGCUUCACCAGACGCCAUCAAAUAUGUGUCUUAAAUCAUCUGAUUCAUCCCGAAACUCUACACAGCAACCAUCUGAGGAGCCAUCUUUGUCAUUUGAAAAGCCAAAAUGCUCCUCUACACCAGAUGUUUCAGUGAAAGAAAAGAAAAAGAAGACUCGUCAUGAUAGAGAAAAACAGAAACUUAGAGAGGAAAUACAAGAGCUGAAAAAGAAACUUUACAAAGCAAAAAGAAGAACAGCUCAGUUGAGCAAGAAAAUGGAGCGUAUUAAAAAACAAGAGAAAAAAACAAAGAAAGACAAAAAGUCAAGCAAAAAAAAGAUUUAUGGAAAAAGAGAAAGUGUGAAGGAAUUUCUGACACGUGAUGAGAACAGCCGACUCUUACCCGGCAAGAAAGAUACAAUUUCUCUGAAUAAGGUCAAGGAGCAACGUCGAGUUCUUGUGAAGUCACUGAAAGAACUUCACAAAGAAUAUUGUCAAGAAGCUGGUAAAUUAUCAUACAGACAGUUUGUUCGUCUGCGCCCAUUCUAUGUCACCGAACCUAAAAGUCGAGAUCGCAAUACUUGUGCCUGCUAUGACCAUGAAAAUCUCACUUUACUUAUCGAGAAAAUGUUUCAAAAUGGCAUUUUGGGAAGCAAAAGCAUGACUGAUGCCCUGUCCCAUAUUGUGUGUGAUCUGAAGAACAAGAAGUGUAUGUUUCGGCAGUGUGCCAAGUGCUGUUACAAUGAUAUAGAGUUAGCAGUACCAAACAACUCUGAAACUAUUUCAUGGUACCAAUGGACCAAGGAGCGUGUUUCCACAGAAGGAAAAACGUACACCCAUUUUGUGAAGAAGGCUUUCACUGGAACCUGGGGCGAUCUCUUAAAAAUCUUCAAUGAGAAGCUGGACUCCCUGGCUAAACAUCACUAUAUUUGGAUACACCAGGCAGAGCAAUGCAGGUUCCUCAAGAACACGCUUCAAAAUGAUGAAGCUGUAGUCCACAUGGAUUUUUCAGAGAACUAUGCAUGUAAAAUGAAUGUUGAAGUUCAGGCGUUUCAUUUUGGAGGAAGUAGGCAACAGGCAACCGUGCACACAUGCAUGGUCUAUACAGCUGAAAAUACAAAGGCCUAUGCAACAAUUUCUAAUAGCCUACGUCAUGAUGAGCGUGCUGUAUGGGCACACUUGAAGCCUGUGUUUGAUGAGGUCCUGAGCAACAAGAAAAUAAAAACAUUACAUUUCAUGAGCGAUGGACCAUUGACUCAAUACCGUAAUAGAAAGAACUUCUACCUCAUGAGCACCUUACCGUUUCUGCGUGGAAUUGAGAACAUCACCUGGAACUACUCAGAAAAGUCCCACGGCAAAGGCGCUCCAGAUGGCGUUGGUGGAUCCGUUAAAAGAGGGGCAGACACCUUUGUUCUACAGGGAGGUGAUCUCCAAAAUCCAAAAGACUUAUUUGAGUUUCUGAAGAAGUCAGAUUCCAAUGUGGAAUUCUUCUGGAUAUCAGAAGAGGAUAUCUCCUUAAUUGAUGAAGCAGUGCCAGAAGAAUUACCUGUUGUGAAAGGCACUUUGGCAAUUCAUCAAGUGACUGCAAGUGCUACUACUCCAGGAAAAAUCUCUUUCAGAGACGUGUCAUGUUUUUGCCAUCGUAAUGGAGUUGUCUGUGAGUGUGGUGAGCCCUGUGAAUUUGAAAUGAAAGUCAGCUCCUUUUCCAGUAAAGAGGACAGUGAUGAAGACUUAGCUGGAAAGAUGGUCAUAGUGUCAUAUGAAGGAAAGCCAUUUGUGGGGCAAGUAUUGAAAGUUCUUGGUGAAGAAGUCGAAGUGUCCUGCAUGCAGCAAUCAGGAAGAAGAAACAACUUUGUUUGGCCUCAAGUGGCUGACGUUAUUUUCUACUUCAGGUCAGAUCUAAAAGCAAGAAUCUCAGAGCCAGAGCCCUUAACGAGUCGAAGCUCCAGGCUAUCUGAUGAGGACUGGAAUCGGUUUCUUUCAGUUUGAUUAAAAUAACCUGUUCAGUAUCUGGUUCACUGUGUAAGAGGCAAAUGUUGCUUUGUUAAUCGUUUAUGUAAAUUUUUAGAGAGAAAAAAACUUUUAAAUAUUCAAAGAUUAAUUUUAUCAUUCCAAAUGAAUUGUUGAACAUUAGUUAUUUAAAAUAUAAGCUAAGCAUUUGUUUUCUUGUGUAGAAUACAUGAAUUUGAAAA